UAAUUUUGCAUUCGUUUCGUUCCGCUCAAACUGUGCCGUUGCUUGAACGUUUAGUGAGAGGUACAGCAACUUUAUAUAUUCCGAAUAGCAGGUCAACAUGAAUUUCACUCGCCUCCAUUUCUCAGUCUUCCUAGCUUCCAUCUCAGCCUCGAUUGUCUCGAGUCAAAAUGCAUGCUUGGCAACGAUUAAUGCCUUGGCAUUGGAGGAAGCGGCUAUCGACGACGUAAGCGUAAUGCGAAAGUACACGCUGUGCCCCAACACUGUCUACGCUAUUGGUCGUCUCAACAACGACAACGACGUAGUGGAAGGACAGGCAUUUCUGCCGUUGCGGCCCAACCUCCACGUCCAGUGCGGCCCGAAUGGUAGUCACGAGGACCAGUGUUUGAUGCAGGGCGGGUCUUUGCAGGUUGACGGAUCGUCGGCCUACGGUAUUUCGGAUUCUCGCGUAGACAACGUCAUUUUGGAAGGCAUCACCUUUGUGAAUGCUACUCGCAACGUUUGGAUCAACAAGCCGGGAAACGUCACCUUCAAGGAUUGCGAAUUCCUUAACAAUGUUGCCUUUACGACUCCCGUUCAUUUGGAUUAUUUCGAUGGAUCGGCCAGCAGUGAGGCGCUCACGGUCACGUUUGCCAAUUCUCGCUUUGAGAACAAUCAGUACCCUGGUCGUCCUGCAACGCCGGCCUUGAUUUUGAGUAGCAGUCGUCAAAAUCGCCUGAUCUUGGAAGACUGUGCUUUUUCCGGCAACGAUAUGACGCACAACAAUACUCUGUCCGAGACGCAAAGUGCUUUAAUCGAGAGCAGCGGCCCGCUCAGAAUAGUUCGCAACUGUUUUUCGUUUAAUCAGAUGGGGGUUUCGCCGGUAGUCUUGUACAAUGGCGAUUUCCAGUUCCUUAACAAUUUUGACGAACUAUCCCGUGGAAUUAAAUGCCCCCUGACCAGUCGUUUUGAAUCGGCUGCGCAGUUCGAAGCAUUCGCUCCGAUUUGUGAGGAUUUUGACGCGGCCACUUGUCUGCUUUCCGAAACGGGGGCUGCGACCCCGGCGCCGAACGUUACGACCGUUCCCACACCUGCGGUGGGUGGAGCCCCUACCGUUUCACCCGCUGGUGCUGUUCCAUCCACACCGACUGGAACCGUGCCUGCUCCGACUCUUAGCCCGGCUGUUGUUGACGAAACGGAUCGUGGAAUUGAAGUGCCGGAGUCGUCUGCGGUUUACUCUGCGCACAGCGUUGGUCUCUCCUUGAUGGCUGCAUUCUUUGUUGUUGUUUGUCAGAUGUAAAAGCCAGAAAUGAUGCUCGGCUAAGUGAUGUUGAGAACCUUUGCGAUGCUGUAUUCCAAAAAAGUUCUCCAGUAGCAUAUUAAGCAUAGAAGCCGUCUUCCUAGAGCGCUUUCGUAUUCAAAUCUAAAAAUCGAUAAGUAGUACCUAAUAGACUGAUCUACUCCUGCUAGCAGAAGCACCAAUAUACCUCUUCCUCGGUGAUUCUUGUGGGUACAAAGCUCUCGACUCGUUCUUUUCAUUGCCUACCUGUUCAAAUGCUCGCCUUAUAGGAAUUGUGCAAUGCCGCCCAGCAUAUUCAAAACCGAUACUCGUUACAGUUGUUGAACGAGCUGUGAGGCCUUCUUUGUAUCCUUGUAUAGAAGAUCAUUGAGGUAAAUUUCGGUUGCGGCCACGACUAUAAAGAUACGAUUCCAAUUACAUUCAGCUGAAUUUAAGCAGCACUGACUAUCGUUAUUGCCGGACCAAAAUUCUCAAAUCACAGUUAUCUCGUGUGAACUCCGAAAGGGGCAAAGUCGUUCUUAGUAGCGGCGAAGAUGCCAAGAAAGCUUUGUUGAGGCCGACGGUGAAACAUUUUGCUCGUCCG
Phaeodactylum tricornutum CCAP 1055/1 is the source of this 1859-nucleotide messenger RNA. RefSeq lists its product with no specific name. The transcript is spliced from 4 exons. The record is from RefSeq and is a predicted model, not a curated record. Lineage: Eukaryota; Bacillariophyta; Bacillariophyceae; Surirellales; Neidiaceae. The coding region runs from base 98 to 1276 and encodes 392 amino acids.